This is a messenger RNA of Schistocerca serialis cubense, 2479 nucleotides long. RefSeq lists its product as uncharacterized. The record is from RefSeq and is a predicted model, not a curated record. NCBI's taxonomy places the organism in Eukaryota, Metazoa, Arthropoda, Insecta, Orthoptera, Acrididae. The transcript has 10 exons. The coding region runs from base 69 to 2393 and encodes 774 amino acids.
GCAGCAGUUGCCACCUACGAAAGGUGACCAAUCACCUGCUAGCUUUCAGUUGCUCGGAGCAACGAAAAAUGGCAGAUGCAGUAGAAGCAGAACCCCCAGCACAAGUAUUUUUGUUGCCAUGUGCAGUAUGUGGACGAACAUUCCGUCCAGAAUCACUACAAAAACACUCAAAAGUUUGUGAACGCAAUGCCACAAAGAAACGAAAAAUUUUUGACUCUUCCAAGCAGCGUAUUCAGGGCACUGAAUUGGCAGAGUUCUUGCCAGCACUACACAUGCAGCAAGCUAAAAAAAUAGAAAAAUGCAGAACAGCAGCACGGCAGAAGUCACAAUGGAAGGAAAAGCAUCUUGAAUUUAUGCGUGCCAUACGCGCAGCGCGGCAAGUUGAGAAACCUCUUUCACCAAGAGCCAGCGCUGUACUUACAAGGCCGCCUGAAAGUGAAAGAUGUCCGCAUUGUGACAGACAAUUUGGUCCAAAAGCUUUCGAUCGACAUAUUGAGUGGUGUCGUGAGCAGAAGGCCCGUGUGCCAAAGUCACCAGCAAGUAUUAAGGCAAAGGAGAGACUAGAAGCAAGGCUAAAGUACCGAGCACCAGUAAUUCGCAGAAUAUCCAUCCGAGAAAAAUAUUCUCCACAGGCACAACGUAAAGUGUCUGAUACUUCAGUACAUAACUCUACAGAUGUAAUACAGUCUAAGAGUCAGGCUCCUAGCACAAUGCCAUCAAAUUCAGGUCAGCAGGAUACAUUAGUUCCAAGACAGAAAUCACCGUCCAAUAACACUCAGUGCAAUAGAAGUAAUAUUACCAGUACCAGAAGCAAAUCAAGUGCAAAGAAAAUAUCACAGCGAUCUGAGCCAGAUGUGAAGAAAUCUCCCAACACUGGUGUUAAAAGUGCCAUCAGUGAAAGAAAACAAAUUUCAUCACAGACAAACAAAACUAAAGCAAAGAAGGAGGAGAAAACAAUAAUUAAUAACCAACCUGGAAUUUCAAGAGGGAAAAGGCCAGCAACAUUAGAUAACAAGCCAGCAGAAAAUUCUAAAUCUGCUGCACAGCCAAAUAAGACUGAAAAUGAUAAUGCACAUUCCCACAGGAAACGUCCACCAAUGAUUAUAAAAGGACAGUUCCUGGAAAAAGCACCUAACUUCAUGUUGAUUAUAAAUGGUGCAUUCACUGAAGAAGUCUACAAUCCAUUUGUGUCUGCUGAACGCCAGAUGAUGGAACUUCUAGCAGAUGAUGGACCAGUGACUCCAAAAGUAACGUCGCGAGUAGAAGUUCAUUCAGCGCCACCUUAUCCUAAGCAAAAUCCUACUUCCUUGCCCACAAAUAAUGCUCGUGCAGGACUGCAUUCUGCACCUGUUGCUCAUAAAACAGUGGAAAGUAAUAAUUUUACACAUAAUAGCUCCUCUGGACCUUCUGAAAGUUCCCUCCUUAAUUCGAGUACAGAAGAUGUUAAUUCCUCAUUGACACCACCGAUGGGUACUGACUGUACAUAUGAUACAUUACAGUCACCACCUGUUUGGUCAGGUUCUCUUCAAGAACUAGAUGACAUGCUGAACCAUGGUAUUAUUCCAUACGAUAUUGCUGAAAGUUUAUAUGCUGGGUCUGAUGAAAGGGGGUCCUCUCUUAGUUUAUGCAGUUUGCAAUUCCUUGAUCAUAUGUCUAGUCAGGAAAGCAGUUCAACAAGAAAAAUUUCAAAAAUACGUGCAAAGAUGGAGGAAGCAUCUUUGCAGUUACAGAAAUCAGUGGCAUUACAUGACAGCUCUACAGAGUUAACAGAGAAACCUAAUGAUAGAUUUAAAGGAUUUUCUGAUAAUGAUAACCUGCCUUGUUCUUUUCCCCAAACAUCCUUCUUCCUUUCCAGACCUGAUCCCAACAUCAGCACUGACACUGUCUCAUUGUCUGGCUCAGACGGCCUUGUAUCAAGGAAAUUGUAUGGUGACCUAGACUGCGAGAGUGAAUCUGGUGAGAAGGAGAAAGCAGAUGAAGUUAUUCGCCAUAAUUCGCAAAUAAUGAAAAUGAAUCUUGAAGAUGAUAUAUAUUGCAAGGAGAAUGUAACCAGUAAGCAGUAUUCAGCUACUGGAAAACAUAGUGUUGACUCUGCAUACAGUAGUCUUAACCGUCAGUCACCCAAGCAGUAUGCACAAGAACAAGAGCAUUGCAAUGCCAUAAGUUCCAGUGGGUCAGAAUCUUCUUUACCAACACUAUGCAAGGAAGAGGUACCCAGGCCAGGUACUGGAGACACAGUCAUUCUGUCUCAUAAUCAUGAUCACAAAAAAGAACAUCAACAAGGAGCAGUAAUAUCCCACCUGCCCAAAUUUUGUCAUGAGUGUGGAGCUCAGUAUCCUGUGAGCGUAGCAAAGUUUUGCUGUGAAUGUGGUGUUCGAAGACUUUUAAUAUGAAUCAGUGCAUUCAGUAUUGUAUUAUGUAAGGUGCCUUAACCUUUGUGAUGAUUGUGCUGUAAAAAGCACUAAUUAACCAAAAUUGU